Impatiens glandulifera is the source of this 2579-nucleotide messenger RNA. RefSeq names its product phosphate transporter PHO1 homolog 3-like. Gene Ontology annotation, molecular function: inositol hexakisphosphate binding. The record is from RefSeq and is a predicted model, not a curated record. Lineage: Eukaryota; Viridiplantae; Streptophyta; Magnoliopsida; Ericales; Balsaminaceae. The transcript has 11 exons. Gene Ontology annotation, biological process: cellular response to phosphate starvation; phosphate ion transport. The coding region runs from base 76 to 2484 and encodes 802 amino acids. Gene Ontology annotation, cellular component: Golgi apparatus; cytoplasm; trans-Golgi network.
CAUCAUACUCUAUCUGGCUUAGAACUUGUAUCGAUUAUAGUAAAUAGAUAGAUAGAUAGAUAGAGAUCUGUAAUAAUGAAGUUUGGCAAAGAAUUCACGGCACAGAUGGUGCCAGAAUGGCAAGAAGCAUACAUGGAUUACGACUACCUGAAAACUAUUUUGAAAGAGAUAGAAAUAUACAAGGAAAGAAACCGGCCGCCGUCGAUUAAACGUACUGAUGGUGCGUCUGGAGGACUGAGUCGGAAGCUUACCCUUUACAGAGCUUUUAGCGGACUCACAAAGAGAGGAAACAAGAAUUCUCCAACCGACUUAGAAAGCCAGGUCAUAUUCGUACCGGAGAAUACUGGAAACAACAACAACAACACUCAGGUACAGACCAGGUUUUUAAUGGCCACCGAUGCAGGAGGGGAGUAUGAGGCGGUUUACUUUCGGAGGCUAGACGAUGAGUUCAAUAAAGUGAUCAACUUCUACAAAUCCAAAGGCGACGAGGUCAUCAAGGAAGCAACCGUCAUUAACAAACAAAUGGAUGCCCUAAUUGCGUUUCGAAUCAAAGUGGAUGACCCUCAAAUGGAGGCCGCCGAGGAGAUUUCUCGUUUUGUAUCCAAUGUUGCUGCCUCAACCGCGGCAAUGUCCGCCACAACUCCAUCUGCAGCCAGAAGAACUUCAAUGAGUGUGAUCCAGGAAGAGGGUUUGGGAAGCCACGGUGAUGAAACCACGCCUACAGAAUCAUCCGACCCUGUCAGCGAAUUAGAACUGACAAAGCAGGAGCAGCAGCAGCUGAAAAAGAAUAAGAAGAAGAUGAAUACAAUUACAAACAAGCAGGUAAGGCCAGCUCCCCUAGAAAUCCUUAACCAUGUGCAUAUCAACAACACUCUCGAGACACCUCGAUCCACUCUUAAAGGAUUCCUCAAGCUUCCGCACCAGACAAAAUUGAAGUUCAACCGCGAAAAUCUCAGGAGAAUCGAACAACAGCUCACCAAGGCCUUGGUAGAAUUCUAUCACAAGCUUAGGCUUCUAAAGAGCUACAGCUUCUUGAAUUUGCUGGCAUUUUCGAAGAUUAUGAAGAAAUAUGACAAGAUAACUUCAAGAAGUGCAUCUAAAGCUUACAUGAAGAUGGUAGAUAACUCUUACCUGGGCAAUUCUGAUGAUUUGAACAAGCUCAUGGAGAGAGUAGAAGCGACAUUCAUCAAGCAUUUCGCAAACUCUAACCGCCACAAAGGAAUGAGCAUCUUAAGGCCAAAGACGAAUAUCAGGGAAAAACAUAGGAUCACAUUCUCAUUAGGACUCUUGGUAGGGUGCACAAUAGCACUCAUAGUAUCCCUUGUUCUUAUCAUACGCACACGCAAUAUCUUGGAUCAUGUGGGAAGUACUCAGUACAUGAACAACCUCUUUCCCCUUUACAGCUUAUUUGGAUUGUUGGUCCUUCACAUGCUGAUGUAUGCGGGAAACAUUUUCUUGUGGAGACGAUACCGAGUGAAUUAUUCAUUCAUAUUUGGUUUCAAAGAAGGAAGCGAGUUGGGUUACAGACAAAUCCUGCUUGUUGGCUUCAGUAUUGCUGUUCUAGCUCUAGCUGCUGCUCUUGCCAACUUAGAUAUGGAAAUGGACCCAAUCACAAAAGAUUAUAAAGUUUUCACAGAGCUGCUUCCUCUUGGACUUGUAGUGCUUCUUUUAGUAAUUCUGGUGUGUCCAUUCAACAUUAUUUACCGGUCAAGUCGAUUCUUCUUCCUUGUUUGUAUAUUCCACUGCAUUUGUGCCCCUCUUUACAAGGUUACACUUCCAGACUUCUUCUUGGCUGAUCAGCUCACUAGUCAGGUACAAGCCCUUAGAAGUCUCGAAUUCUAUAUUUGCUAUUAUGGAUGGGGAGAUUUCAGACAUCGACAGAAUACAUGUCAAUCCAGUGAUGUCUAUAAAAUCUUCUCCUUCAUUGUGGCAGCCCUUCCAUAUUGGUCCCGUCUUCUUCAGUGUCUUAGGCGACUUUAUGAAGAAGGAGAUCCUAACCAAGGAGUGAAUGGUCUAAAAUAUUUGUCCACAAUCAUAGCAGUGAGCUUUAGAACAGCGUAUACUCUAAACAACAAAUCAGUAAGUUGGAGAAUAGCAGCUGUGAUUUCCUCUGCUCUGGCAACAGCUUUUGGAAUGUACUGGGACAUUGUAAUGGAUUGGGGAUUAUUGCAAAGGAACUCGAAAAACAGAUGGCUCAGAGACAAGCUACUCAUUCCCCAUAAAAGCGUUUAUUACUUUGCAAUAGUUUUGAAUACACUUUUGAGAUUUGCCUGGAUGCAGACUGUCCUCAAUUUCCAGGUUUCUUUCAUGCAUAGGCAAGCCAUGAUUUCCCUUGUAGCCUUGUUGGAGAUCAUCCGUCGUGGUAUAUGGAAUUUCUUCAGGUUGGAGAAUGAACACUUGAACAAUGUGGGCAAGUUUCGGGCAUUCAAGACAGUUCCUUUGCCUUUCAACUACGAUGAAGACGACAAUAGCAAAGAUGAGUGAAAAUUCAUGUAAAGAGAAUUCAUGGACAUUAAUAUGUAUUCAUUAAUAUAUCUUCAGUUUUACUAAAUUUGUUUUAAUAUUUAUUACUUUUACUC